Molecule: messenger RNA, 2533 nt
Organism: Scaptodrosophila lebanonensis
Lineage: Eukaryota; Metazoa; Arthropoda; Insecta; Diptera; Drosophilidae
Product: organic cation transporter-like protein
Exons: 1
Coding region: 497-2176 (559 amino acids)
Biological process (GO): transmembrane transport
Cellular component (GO): membrane
Molecular function (GO): transmembrane transporter activity
Source: RefSeq, a predicted model, not a curated record
GAAUGUUCGGUCAUCGUGCUAUCGCUAAAAAGUUGUCCAUAUUUUCGCACUCCCCUCUACAUGUUUUGGUAUCUUCCAUUUGGUUUUGGCUCACUCACAUUAGCAAUUAUUUCUACGAAUUCAUCGAAAGAGCAGCAACGAAAAUAAAUGCCGGUCUCGCCGGUGUUUCGGCCUCUCCAUGUGCUUUUUGUGUUUGUCAUCAUCCGAUUUUCAUGUUGUUGUUGUUGUCGGGCCAAAGUACACGUCACCGUCGUCAUAGUAGCCGCAGCCAGCGUCGUCCGAUUGGAGAGAGGUGAAAAAGACAGGCAAAGCCGAAAUAAAGCGCAGCUUGCUUGGUCGGUCGGCCGUGAAUCAGAGGCCGGCUCGUCAAAACACAUAAAUCAACGUGCUCGCAACUUUCCGGAGUCAUACGCGCAAUAGUCGUUGAAGCAUAAAGACGUUGAGAACUGAGAACUAAAUAUCCUGAGGUUGCAUCUAGAAAACUAUAUGUUAAGCCAUGGGUUACGACGAUGUAAUAGUGCUGUUGGGUGACUUUGGACGAUAUCAGAAGGUCAUAUACUUUCUUAUUUGCCUCACUGCCGUACAAGUUGCCUUACAUAAAAUGGCCGGCGUUUUUCUGCUAGCCAAGUUAAAUUACCGCUGCGCUUUGCCUUUUGAACCAUCGAAUAGCAGCGACUACGACCUAUCGCCAGAGCUGUGGAAUCUGUCGUAUCCCUCUGAGCAAAAGAAGGGACAGGCUUGCGAGUAUUACAAUGCGAACUAUAGCGAGGCUUAUUUGAAUGGCAGUCAGCCGUGGACGACGAACGGCACGAGGAGCUGCAGUCGUUACAUCUAUGAUCACUCGAAAUACGAGAGCAGUGCCGUGAGUGAAUUAAACCUGGUCUGUGGACGUAAAUCGUUGGCGUGGAUGAGCAAUAGCGCCUUCAUGGUGGGCGUUUUGCUUGGGAGCAUUACUUUUGGACAUUUGAGUGACAAGUUUGGACGCAAGCCCAUCUUCUUCGCCUCCCUAGUUAUUCAGGUAACAUUUGGCGUGCUGGCAGGCCUCGCUCCUGAAUACUUUAGCUUCACCCUGGCACGCAUGUUUGUGGGCGCGACUACGCAGGGUGUAUUUCUGGUGGCCUACGUAAUAGCCAUGGAAAUGAUGGGUCCUGCAAAGCGUGUUUAUGCUGGCAUAUUUGUCAUGAUGUUUUUCUCCGCGGGCUACAUGCUAAUCGUUGGCUUUGCCUACUUCAUACAUGACUGGCGCAAUUUGCAAAUUGCUCUAACGCUCCCGGGACUGUUCUUCCUAUCUUAUUAUUGGAUUGUGCCCGAGUCAACACGCUGGCUGGUAUCAAAAGGACGGACGCAGUGUGCCAUCGACAACAUCCAGAAAGCGGCACAUUUCAAUGGCGUCAAAAUAUCAAAUGAGACUCUCAGCGAUCUGUUGGAAGAGGACGCCAGCGCCAAUGAAAAUGACAAUGCAACGAAGAAACAGGUUAAGGCGAAGCCGGCUACUGUGUUUGAUCUUUUCCGCCACCCGAAUCUGCGCCAUAAGACGCUCCUCAUCUUUUUCGACUGGUUCGUCAUAAGCGGUAUUUAUUACGGGCUGUCCUGGAAUACUAGCAUUUUGGGGGAGAACCAGCUGCAGAACUUCUUUAUUUCGGGUGCUGUGGAGAUACCCGGAUAUAUAUUUCUAUUGCUCACGCUCAACAGGUGGGGUCGUCGCUCUAUCCUGUGUGGCUGUAUGUUGACUGCUGGCGCCACCCUGUUGCUCACUACCUUCGUGCCAGAGCACAUGAACUGGCUGCUCAUCACAUGCGCAAUGACAGGCAAGUUGGCCAUCACUGCCUCCUACGGCACUGUCUACAUGUUUUCCUCUGAGCAGUUUCCCACUGUGGUGCGAAACAUGGGAAUGGGCGCCUCGUCAAUGAUGGCGCGCAUUGCUGGCACACUGGCACCAUCGCUUGAAAUGCUAAGCGUGAUUUGGCGACCCUUGCCCCUGGGGAUUUGCGGGGCUCUCGCAUUAGCUGGCGGCUUUUUGUCCCUACUUCUGCCGGAGACUCACAACAAGCCCACGCUCGAGACAAUUGAGGAUGGUGAGAAUUUUGGUAAAAAAAACCUUGGCGAUCUGUAUCUGGAGCCGGGUAAGGAGAUGGUAGAGAAACAGCCACUCAAGGUCAAUGACCACAAAUACUAAAAAAUGUAAUUUCAAACUAAAGCUCACCAUCAACUGAAACUCACUUUGUAAUUAUGUACACAUUCUGUUUGUAAUUUAAGUUAGAUGUUUAGUGUUAGCUAGAACAAUUUAUGUAAGCCUAUACUAUAGAUGUAUUUAUUUAUUUAUGUACUGGCGCCUUAAAAUUUCGAAAUGCCCGGAAAAGAAAUAAGUACAAUAGUUAUAUUACAGAAAUCUCAUAUGCAUGCCAAAAAGAAAUAAACAAGCGACCCUUAAAUUCCUUCAUCACUUCCAGAGACGCUAUGUGCUGGAAUAAAUAAAGGGUUAAACAAGAAGAAGAAAAAUAAAUAAAUAUGUAUUGAAAUUGCUUAAUAAGAA